Molecule: messenger RNA, 3175 nt
Organism: Arachis stenosperma
Lineage: Eukaryota; Viridiplantae; Streptophyta; Magnoliopsida; Fabales; Fabaceae
Product: eukaryotic translation initiation factor 3 subunit C-like
Exons: 4
Coding region: 234-3029 (931 amino acids)
Biological process (GO): translational initiation
Cellular component (GO): eukaryotic translation initiation factor 3 complex
Molecular function (GO): translation initiation factor binding; translation initiation factor activity; RNA binding
Source: RefSeq, a predicted model, not a curated record
UCCGCAAUCAAAUCUUAUUCUCAGAUCAAAUUAUCUUUAUAAUCUUUUCAUUUUUUCUGAAUUCCGCCAACCCACACUAUCGACUGUGUCGAGCUUCAGCGGCAGAAAUCCAUCAUCCAGCAAAACCCUAAUCUGCCCCCGAUUUCUCAGACACAUACGGAAGCCUGCAUGCAUAUAUCGCUUUUCUUCAUUGUUUUCUAAUAGAUUCGUUUUUCCAGAGCUUUUGACAAACGAUGGCGUCAAGAUUUUGGACCCAGGGUGCGAGCGAUUCUGAGGAAGAAAGCAGUGACUUUGAUGAGGUUGAAGAGACGACGGCUGGUGAGGUCGAUCCCGCUGCCAAUAGCAAGUAUUUGACAACUGAGGUGAGUGACAGUGAUGACUCGGAUAGCCAACGGCGGGUUGUCCGGUCGGCAAAGGAUAAGCGAUUCGAGGAGAUGGCUUCUACCGUUGAUCAGAUGAAGAAUGCCAUGAAGAUCAAUGAUUGGGUGAGCUUGCAGGAGAGCUUUGAUAAGAUCAACAAGCAGCUUGAGAAGGUCAUGCGUGUUACCGAGUCUGAGAAGGUCCCCAGUCUCUACAUCAAGGCCCUGGUGAUGUUGGAAGACUUUUUGGCUCAGGCUUUGGCCAAUAAGGAUGCCAAAAAGAAGAUGAGUAGUAGCAAUGCUAAGGCUUUGAACUCGAUGAAGCAGAAGUUGAAGAAGAACAAUAAGCAAUAUGAGGAACUGAUUAACAAAUGCAGGGAGAGCCCUGAGAGUGAGGAGGAGAAAGAAGAGGAGGAAUCCGAGGAUGAGUACGAGAGUGAUGGUGAGAUUAUCGAGCCGGAUCAGCUUAAGGGAAGAGAUGACCUGAAAUCAGAUUCUGAAGUCUCUCACUAUGAAGAUGAAAAGGUCGAUGCUGGUGAGGGACCCUGGGACCAAAAACUUAGCAAGAGAGACAGACUUAUGGAUAGGCAAUUCAUGAAAGACCCUAGUGAGAUCACUUGGGACACCGUCAACAAGAAAUUCAAGGAGAUUGUGGCAGCAAGGGGCAGGAAGGGAACUGGAAGGUUUGAGCAGGUUGAGCAGCUUACUUUCCUUACAAAAGUUGCUAAAACACCUGCACAGAAGUUGGAGAUCCUUUUUAGUGUGGUAUCUGCCCAGUUUGAUGUUAACCCUGGCCUAAGUGGGCACAUGCCCAUUAAUGUUUGGAAAAAAUGUGUGAAUAACUUGCUGGUCAUUCUUGACAUUUUAGUGCAAUACCCUAACAUAGUUGUUGAUGAUGCUGUGGAGCCAGAUGAGAAUGAAACACAGAAGGGCCCUGACCAUAAUGGACCAAUUCGCAUUUGGGGAAACUUGGUCGCCUUCUUGGAAAGAAUAGAUGCCGAGUUUUUCAAGAGUUUGCAGUGCAUAGAUCCACAUACUCGUGAGUAUGUUGAGAGACUCAGGGAUGAGCCAAUGUUUCUUGUUCUUGCUCAGAAUGUCCAGGAAUACCUUGAAAGGGUUGGAGAUUUCAAAGCUGCUUCUAAGGUGGCCUUGAGGAGGGUUGAACUCGUUUACUACAAACCACAGGAGGUUUAUGUUGCAAUGAAAAAAUUGGCGGAGUUGGCUGAAGAUGGGGUUAAUGAAGGGGCUGGUGAGGAGAAAGGGUUUGAGGAUACAAGAAUUCCCACUCCAUUUAUUGCUACUCCUGAGCUUGUGCCCCGCAAACCUACCUUCCCUGAGAACAGCAGGACUCUAAUGGACAUAUUGGUUACCCUGAUAUACAAGUAUGGUGAUGAGCGCACUAAAGCACGGGCAAUGCUUUGUGACAUAUACCACCAUGCUCUUCUUGACGAGUUCUCAAUAUCCCGUGAUCUGCUGCUCAUGAGCCACUUGCAAGACAGCGUUCAGCAUAUGGACAUAUCAACACAGAUACUGUUUAACAGGGCUAUGGCACAGUUGGGUCUAUGUGCUUUUAGGGUUGGGUUGAUUUCCGAAGCACAUGGCUGUUUAUCUGAACUUUAUUCUGGUGGAAGGGUGAAGGAGUUGCUUGCACAAGGUGUGUCACAGAGUCGUUAUCAUGAAAAGACCCCAGAACAGGAAAGGUUGGAAAGAAGGCGUCAGAUGCCAUAUCAUAUGCACAUAAAUCUUGAGCUCCUGGAGGCAGUGCAUCUUACAACCGCUAUGCUUCUUGAAGUUCCCAAUAUAGCAGCCAAUGUUCAUGAUGCAAAGCGCAAAGUCAUUAGUAAGAACUUCCGCCGCUUACUUGAGGUGAGUGACAAGCAAACGUUUACUGGUCCACCUGAAAAGGUCAGAGACCAUGUUAUGGCUGCCACAAGGGCUCUUGCCAAAGGAAACUUCAACAAGGCUUAUGACAUCAUUGUGUCUCUUGACGUUUGGAAGUUUGUUAGAAACAGAGAUACUGUACUUGCAAUGCUGAAAGAUAAGAUCAAGGAGGAGGCAUUGAGGACAUAUCUCUUUACGUUCUCAUCAUCUUAUGAUUCUUUGAGCCUUGAUCAACUCACCAAAAUUUUUGAUCUCUCUGUUGCUCAUACUCAUAGCAUUGUUAGUAGGAUGAUGAUCAAUGAAGAGCUUCAUGCAAGCUGGGACCAGCCAACUGGCUGCAUUGUUUUCCAGGAUGUGGAGCACUCUAGGUUGCAGGCAUUGGCAUUCCAGUUAACAGAGAAGUUAUCCAUCCUUGCCGAGAGUAAUGAAAGAGCAAUGGAGGCAACCAUAGGUGGUGGUGGAUUGGAUCUUCCUAUGAGGCGUAGGGAUGGCCAGGAUUAUGCUGCUGCUGCUGCUGGUGGAACCAACACUGGGAGUGGCAGGUGGCAGGACUUGGGUUCUCAGACAAGACAAGGUGGUGGGCGAUAUGGUAGUGGAGGUGGAAGGCCGUUGGCUUUAGGCCAAGCAGGUGGGGUUGGAUAUUCAAGGGACCGAGCAGGACGUGGAUCUGGUCGGUAUCAAGAUUCUGCGUAUGGAGGUUCAGGCAGGACGCAAGGUGGUAUCUCAUUGAGGGGAUCGCAUGGUGAUGUAUCAUCGCGCAUGGUUAGCCUCAAGGGUGUGCGUGCUUAGCAUGGAUAGAGGCCAACAAAUAAUUUGAAACUAUUUUUUCAGGUUUCUUUUGUUAUGGUUCAAGAAUAUUAUAGAUUUUAAACUAUUUUAUUUAUAUUUUAUUUUGAAUAAAGAUAAAACAACAUAUUCCAAUACGUUUACUAUAU